AUGGCAUCAGAAGAGAGACAACUCAACUCAACUCAGCAACAGGAGGCAAACAACUCAAAGCAGCAGCAACAGGAGGAAAACAACUCAACUCAACUUUGCAACAGGACGAAAGCAACUCAGCUGAGCAACAGGACUCAACUCAACUUAGAAGCUGGAAGCAAACAACUCAACUCAACUUGGCAGCAGGAUGAAAACAUUUCAGCUCAACUCAGCAACAGGAGGCAAACAACUCAACUAAACAACAGCAGGAGAGUGAAAACUCAACUCAAUUCAGCAACAGGAGGAGGCAAACAACUCAACUCAGCAGCAGGAAAGAAACAACCCAACUCAACUCAGCAACAGGAGGCAAACAACUCAACUAAACUUGUCAGCAGAAGAGGGACAUCUCAACUCAUAAACAGGAUACAAACAACUCAACUCAGCAGCAGGAGAGAAGCAACUCAACUAAACCUGGCAAAAGGAGAGAGACAACUCAAUUCAGCACAGCAGCAGGUGGCAAACAACUCAACUCAACUUGACAGCAGGAGAAAAUCAACUCAACUCAGAAAAAGGAGAAAAACAACUCAACUCAACUCAGAAACAAGAGGAAAACAACUCAUCUCAACUUUUCAGCAGGAUGAUAACAACUCAACUGAGGAACAGGAGGCAAAAACUCAAUUCAGCAGCAGGAGAGAAUCAUCUCAACUCAACUUAGAAGCAGAAGGCAAACAACUCAACUCAGCUAGGGUGCAGCACAGAAACAACUCAACUCAAUUUGGCAGCUGGAAGCAAACAACUCAACUUAGCAACAGGAAGCAAACAACUCAACUCAGCAGCAGGAGUAUGGGUAAAGAAAGAAGUUACAAGCCGCGAAAACGUAAAUUUCACGGUAAUCAAAAUACGUCGAAGCUGAAACUUUCAGAAGAUGUGAAAGCUGAAAAAACUGCUAGUGAACUAAAAUUGCAUAAUAAGCAAGAACUUUGUGUUGAAGAUUGCAAAAAAUUGAUACUAGAUGAUGAAAUUUCGGGAAAUAGAAUUAUUGAUAUUAGUAUAUUGAUUCAAAGUGCAUUUCGAAAACAUGAAGAGAAACUACUAAAGGCCGCAACAACUGUUGCUGAGAAAUGUAUGAUAACAGCUGCUAAAGAAGUUUCAAGAAUCAAAAAUGACAGUUCAUCUAUAAUAAAAGAGUGUGGAGUCUCUGUUGAUGGGACUUGGCAGCGGANUUGGCAGCAGGAGAAUCAGGAGGCAAACAACUCAACUGAGCUUGUCAGCAGGAAAGAAACAACUCAACUCAACUUAGAAGCCGGAAGCAAACAACUCAACUCAACUUGGCAGCAGGAUGAAAACAACUCAACUAAACAGCAGCAGAAGAGAGACAACUCAACUCAAUUCAGCAACAGGAGGCAAGCAACUCCACUCUACUUGGCAGCAGGAGAAAAACAACUCAAAUCAGAAACAAGAGAAAAACAACUCAUCUCAACUCAGCAACAGGAGGAAAAACACUCAACUCAACUUUGCAGCAGGAAGAAAGCAACUCAACUCAGCAGCACGAGAGAAUCAUCUCAAUUCAACUCAGCAGCAGAAGAACUUAAAGAAGGUCNGAGGAAAAACACUCAACUCAACUUUGCAGCAGGAAGAAAGCAACUCAACUCAGCAGCACGAGAGAAUCAUCUCAAUUCAACUCAGCAGCAGAAG
Messenger RNA from Parasteatoda tepidariorum (common house spider), 1674 nucleotides. The record is from RefSeq and is a predicted model, not a curated record. NCBI's taxonomy places the organism in Eukaryota, Metazoa, Arthropoda, Arachnida, Araneae, Theridiidae.